AUUUGGCUGUGUGUGCUGAUUUUUGUUUAGUGAAAAGCUAAGUUAUGAAAUUAGCGUGAACGUAAACGUGUUUUGCAUGUUUAAAGUAACUUUCUCGGUAGGCUAUCAUUUACUUGUUCAGAAGAUCAUGUCAGAAAGUAAAGUUUGCUAACUAGCUAAGUCUAUGUUGUUACAAUGUGUCAACGGUUGUGAAAGUGCUACUUUAUAGGUAACUAUAUUGCAGCGCAUGCUACAAUCUGGCACUACGAAGACAAAAGUGAAAGCAACUUUAAUUUUGUAUUCCCAUUAUAUUGAAUGAUAUGAAUGCCCUAUUGAUGUGAUGACCAUAAUGGUGACAUCUUCAGAAAGGAAUUUGAUACAGAAAUAUUUGUUAUUUUUAUUUAACCUUAAGUUAACUAUAGUCUCUCAUCUUACCUGGACUUUCCGACUCCAGAAUUGUAUAUUUGUAUUUCUUCAGCAGCAUAGUGAAGACUGGGAACAGUGGGUUAGACACUUUGACCUCUUCAAGAGACCCCUUGUGGACAGACCCUGACAACUUAUCUCUCCAGCCAGAAGUAAUUGACCCCUUCCUCUCAGUCUGGUUGUGUUUAAGUGUUGAGCUGGACCACCAAUUCAAAAUCCGUCUCUGUGAGUGUUGGGGACUAUGGGCCUUAUUAGUGUCCCGUUUCCUGGUGGAAAUGGAUGCCACUUUCUCAUCCGAGACCCUGGUUGUCCCAGAGGCAGACUUCACCGCUGCUUGAAUUGUGAGGGUACAUGCUAUUUCAUUCUGGCCAGAUGUGAGUCCAACUCCUGCUCUAUGGCAUUAGCCAGUGACUUGAGCCAUGUCCACAGACCCCAUCACUGCCCUGCUCCUGAAUGCUGUGUCAGCACUGGAGCAGCUUGACUCUGAAAUCACUAUAACAUUAUUAGGAGGGUCUGAGCAGGGGCUAUCCUUGAUGAGGCUUGUUCUUGCUUCGGGGUAUCUGUUCCGCUUGAGUCUGUGCAGCCUACUGGUUGACCGUGACACAGAGAGAGGCACCUCAUCAUAAGACCCCCCAAUAGACAAGGCGCCAUCUUAGGUUUCUCUUUCUCCUGCUCAGAAAUUAGGCUCUUCCUCCCAAGAGGUUGUGGGGUUAUACUUAAGUACUUUGUGAUGUCAUUGGAUUUUGGGCACCCAGCCCAGGCCAAGUAGGGCGAUAACCACAUAUUUCUUGCCUAGUUAACUCUAUUCUAUCUGUGUCAUGUUCUUAUUGUCAUGUAUACAGUCUGUGUGGUGCCAUACUCUAGUAUCAGAUUCAGUCUUAUUGGUCGCCUUUUAUUUCAGAGACAGAGAUAGGCGCUACAUCUCCUAGCUCUGUAGGAGAGAAGAGGAAACAUCAGAAUGAGAGGGAGGACCCUGAAACAGUACGCAAGCGCCAAAGGUCUAGCCCAUGGUUAGAGACCAGCUUUACUGGGUAUAGUCCCUCUUUGGAACACCAAGUCAGGGGGUCUCUUAUCCCCUCUUCCAGGGGUCAGCCUAGAAGAAGCAGGCUGAGCCGAACACAAAGUCAAGGUCUGGGGAUAGGUCAUGAACUGACCCCUAACCCACCAAACCAACCAGAAUCUCCUCAGAAGGUCUAUCCUGCCCAACCACAGCGAUGCCUUAGGAGAGGUGAUGAUUCCUAAUACAGAUUGUUGUUGAAACUACAAUGUAUUUACUUUUCUUUGUCCAAUUUUGUAUGUCCUAACUAUGUAUGUCCCGGACCACUAGAAUACAGAGGUGCUUUAGCUCUGCCAUUGGCCUUUAAGAUAUGUACCUUUAUUUUUCUGUUGUGAAGUUCACAACAUUGAGGAUUUGCUGUGGACAGAGAAGUACCGCCCUCAGCACUCCAGUGAGGUAAUAGGCAACUCUGUCACUGUAAAGAAGCUACACAGGUGAGUUGCUAACACCACUGCUAGCUCCUCCAAUGUCUAGCUUUUAUGGUAUGGUGUCCUUAUUUCUGUUUGCAGUUGGUUAAAGAAAUGGAAACUGAGAGUCGACUGUGAAGAGAGGAGAAAAGAGCGAGUAAGGAAACUAGAAGAAAAUGCCAACAGCAAUGACUCGUGGGACUGUGGCGACUUCCAGGGAGAGGCUAGAGUGGAGGAGGAAGAUCUGUGUCGCACAAUGCUGAUCACAGGACCGCCAGGGGUGGGCAAGACUGCCUCAGUAUACGCCUGCGCUCAGGAGCUGGGCUUCAAGGUGUUCAAAGUGAACGCCUCCACCCACCCAGCGCAGUGGUCGCCACAUCCUGACCUAACUGAAAGAGGCCACCCAAUCUCACCUGGUGGAGAUCCAGGGAAGCACCACCUUCAAACCAUCUCAUCUUAGUAGCUACAACAACACCUCAACUAAAUCUGACACAGUAGCUGGUAAGCACACCCUGCUACAGAAAAGUAUUUUAUUGCAGUCUAAGCACAACCAUCUACUGAAAAUCACUUAUUUAAAGUGACAGCAACUAUUUUGUAUAGUGUUUGUCCAAUGGAGACUGUGGGUUACAUCUAUUUUGUGCUCUCCUCACAUAGAUAAAGUGGCCUCUCCCAGAAAGGUUUUCUCAUCCUCUAGGAAGGUGCCUCAGCUCCCACCAUAAGAGAGGUGGCAGUGCAGCCUCCAUGAUGCUGGCUAACUUCUUCAAGAAGAAGAGUAAACCAGAGAUCAUAAACUUAGACGGCCCUUUGUUAUCUACAAAACAGGACGAGCACCUACCAAACAGUUAAGAAAAACAGGAAACACCUUGCGAGUUUAGUUAACCACACAUAGGCAUGUGUGGAUCUUAGGAGGCUGGUGGGAGGAGCCAUAGGAGCACGGGCUCAUUGUAAUAGCUGGAAUAGAAUUAAUGCAACAAAGCCGAACGUGUGGUUUCCAUAUGUUUGAUGUGCUUGAUACCCUUCCAUUUAUUCCAUCAAUUACAAUGAGCCCGUCCUCCUAUAGCUCAUCCCACCAGCCUCCUCUGGUGUGGCUACGGUUAGUCUUUUUGUUUAAUCGUUGAUAUUAUUUCCUACAGUCUCUCUCAAGACCGUGACUGUGAAGAAGGCAGAUAUUAUUAACCCUACGUUGGUCAGUCAACUGUCACCAGACGUUGAAGAGCCACCAACAGGUUGAUGUCUUAUUCGAUGAUGAUGUGGGAUUCCUCACAGCAAUCAAGACCUUCAUGAAGACAACCAAGAGACCUGUGAUACUGACCACUAGUGAUCCCUCCUUCAAGGCAAAGUUUGACGGCGACUUUGAAGCGAUCCUUUUUUUAAAACCCUUCAGUAGUGAAUGUUUGCAGAUAUCUGCAGCUACUGUGCCUGGCUGAGAACGUCAGGAUGGAUGCUGCUCACCUCACCUCUGGAUCUGCAGUGGAGGAGGACAAGCAUCUCAGAGGGCAACCCCCACUGAAGGACCCUGCAGGUGGUAUGUAUGGAACUCUGGAUGUUGCUGCAGUGGAAGACAUUGCAGUGGGUGAAAAUACUUCUCCCAGCCAUCCUUCCUGUGACGUGGGCUGCACUCAGAGCAUGCUGGGGCUCCUGAACUCUGGCCCCAGCCAUGACCUGCAGACCACUCUAAAGUGCCAGUCCUGGGCUAAACCAGACAUCAUCAAGCUGAUGGAGAUCCUUACUGAGAGCUGGAGGAGAGGUGUAGCUUUGCUCUACUCGAACCUGGAGCUCCUCCUUCCCCUACCAGUCAGGACCCAGCCCAGUCCUCUCCUCACUGAAAAGAAAGUGACUCGCCCUAGGCUUCAGAGUGAGCCACCACCCUCAGAUCCACUGAUCCUGGAUCAAUCCAAGAGGGCCUGGGCUUCCGGAUGGGCUGGAUCCCAGAGGCUGGAGGGGGAGCAGAUGGGGAGGGGGAUGGAGAAACUCACCCUCCCUGUCGCCCCACCCAGACGAGGUUUCAACAUCAGUCAGACCACUUCCUGUGAUCCUAGCGUGGUCGAAAGGAGAUAUGACGUCAUCAGAACCGUCCUCUCAAGCCGAGCCUUCUGCACCUUGGGAAACAAGCAAGCUGUUGCCGUGGUCUACCUGCCUGUUCUCCGCACCCUGUGCCUAUCAGAGAGAACUCAGGAGCAGGGCCAAUGCAGGUUUCUGCAUUACCUCAGCAGUAUUCACCUGGGCCUCCCUAAGGCCACUGAGACUCCUUGCAGAUGAUUUCCCAUGACCAUUUAAGUCAGUUCUGGCUCUACACUGCAUUACAGUGGGGUUAAUGCUAUUAUCUCCCUAUGUUAAUGACUUGUGAUUUAGUGAAUGUAGCCCAUAUGGGUGUUCAUGAUAAAGUUUGAUGUACAUUCAUUCAUGCUUAUUACAUUGAGUGAGAAGAGUCUACUGUAUGCAUUCAAAAUGUAUAAUAAAUAAAAUAUGAAAUCCUAUUUUUAUAUUUAUGCAUAAAAAUAACA
Molecule: messenger RNA, 4370 nt
Organism: Salvelinus namaycush (lake trout)
Lineage: Eukaryota; Metazoa; Chordata; Actinopteri; Salmoniformes; Salmonidae
Product: ATPase family AAA domain-containing protein 5-like
Exons: 11
Coding region: 3304-4125 (273 amino acids)
Source: RefSeq, a predicted model, not a curated record